AGUGGGGACCAAUCCCAACGCACGGCGUUUCCCAGCACCCCCCGCGGGCGGAUUGUACACAAUCAUCAUGGCCGCCGCCUCUGCUUCCCCUGAUGAAGUUGAUGAACCUGGUAUGGAAAUAGAAGCUCAGAAACUGCAGCUCAACUGUGGAGAUAGUGGGGAAAGCAAUUCCGCUGCUGCUGGAAAAGUCUUGGAAAUGGACCAGCUACAAGAGGAUUCAGCCAUUUCACAGGCUUCAGUCAGCAACGGUGGUGAUUCCGAGACUGAGAAGGAUCUAGUAGAAUUAAAAAUCAUUUGGAACAAAAAUAAAUAUGAUGUGAAGUUCCCGCUUGACAGUACAGGGGCUGAUCUGAAAGAGAAAAUUCACUCUCUCACAGGCCUUCCACCCACUAUGCAGAAAGUCAUGUUUAAGGGACUUCUACCAGAGGAGAAAACAUUACGGGAAAUCAAAGUAACAAAUGGUGCAAAAAUAAUGGUUGUUGGUUCAACUAUCAAUGAUGUGCUAGCAGUAAAUACUCCCAAAGAAGCUGCUCAACAAGAGGUGAAAUCUGAAGAAAAUAAAAAAGAGCCACUUUGCAGACAAAAGCAACACAGAAAAGUAUUGGAUAAAGGAAAACCUGAAGAUGUGAUGCCUUCUGUUAAGGGUGUUCAGGAGCGCCUGCCAACAGUGCCCUUAUCCGGCAUGUACAACAAAACAGGGGGGAAAGUGAGGCUGACCUUUAAACUAGAGCAAGAUCAGCUGUGGAUAGGCACUAAAGAGAGAACAGAAAAAAUACCCAUGGGGUCCAUUAAAAAUGUGGUGAGUGAACCUAUUGAAGGACAUGAGGAUUAUCAUAUGAUGGCAUUUCAACUGGGCCCUACAGAAGCAUCUUACUACUGGGUCUAUUGGGUACCUACUCAGUAUGUUGAUGCAAUCAAAGACACAGUACUGGGCAAAUGGCAGUAUUUUUGAAAGCACGCUCACCUCUGGCACAGGAGACUGGCACAAAACAAAGGACACUGCUGGGAGAGGCCUCUGACAUCCCUGGAUGUGACAGUCCUGGAACUUUAUUAAUAAAAUACGAUAUAACGAGGCAUUGACGGAAGCCAGAGGUGAUGUUCUUUCACCAUUAGUUUACUUUUAACUUAAAAAUUUCAGCAUCCCUUUUCUGCAGUCAGCUUCAAUCAUAUUUAAAGUAAAUAUAAUGGAAAUCAAUAAAUCUUAAUGAAUAAAACAUUGUGUGUAAAACACUUAAAUCUGCUGAGAGUAGAUCUUCCAAUUUAGUUUUCAGAAGAAAAUAUUACAAUGUAUUGUUGAGGGUUUUUUACUUGAUUUGAACAAAAGACAAAUAUUUUCAUAAUUCUUCAGUUACAAACAGACUUAAUUUAGUUAUUUGGUUGUGAUUGAGAGUUUGAAACAGUUUUAAAAAAAAUUUUAAACAGUAUGCAAAAUUAGGGUUUUGUAAGCCAUAUUACGCUGGCCCUAUUAUUUCAGGUUUGACUUAUUUUAGUAGCAACAUUUUAACUUUUUUUUUUUUUUUUUUUUUUUUUUUUUACCCAAAGAUGCCCAGUUCCUCUGUUUUUUAUACCAGCAGCUCUGGGAUGAUGCUUGCAAUGUUGCAUAUUGGGAGCAGGAAGAUGCCACUGUAGACUUUCUGUAGCCAAGAUGGCUUGGUUCUGCUUAUAUCCCAUUUUCAUGCAAUUUCAGUCAUUCUUUGUUGCUUGCAUAGCUCUGCCCCUGUGUCUCUUUCAGGGGGAUUCUGUUUUUAGGGGCAUCUUCUUUACCUUUUAUGUUGGGGUCCAAAAUCAUAUUGCAGUGAAGUCCUAACACUGACCUAGCUGGUUGAGUUAGUAUUGAUUUUUCAGUCUGCACUCUGCAAAGGACUUCUGGAGUCAGUGCACUGCAAUUGUAACAAAGAUGAUGCUAAAGGAAGUGAACCAAAGAGACCUUCCUGUUAAUUAUUGGGAUAAGCUGGCCAAGAUGCCACUUGAUUUGGCUACUGCAUAAGUAGGGUAGAAUAGUCAGUCCUAUGUGAUCUGGGUUUGAAAGGUCCUAGUAAUAUAGUUCAGUGAGUCUUAUGAAGUUUUGUACCUGCACCCAACCACUGGCCUUUAUCUUUAAAGGGUAAAGAUGGUAAGGCUACAUUUCAGCUUUUCUUUCCUCAAGUUUCCAACAGAUUUUUCUAAUUCUUUACCCGAGUUCUUUUUGAAGUAAUGUUCCUCAUCUGUGGCUCAUGACAUUUUGCCUGUUAACUGAGCAGUUAAGUUAAAGUGCCAUUUAUCUCAGGUUUUCUGAGUGGACCCUUUCAGUCCUGGAGAGGUUCACACCCUUAACGGAUUGUAUUGCACAGCAUGGCUGAAUCAGUCCUGCUAUCCGUUUAACCUACAUAUAACAGAUCACUGUUCUGAUUUUUAUCUCCUGUUUUU
Molecule: messenger RNA, 2406 nt
Organism: Chelonoidis abingdonii (Abingdon island giant tortoise)
Lineage: Eukaryota; Metazoa; Chordata; Testudines; Testudinidae
Gene: UBFD1
Product: ubiquitin family domain containing 1
Molecular function (GO): cadherin binding; RNA binding
Source: RefSeq, a predicted model, not a curated record